GGUCCUACGAUGGCCUCGAAUCAGACAGACAUUCAGAGAGUUUCAGACUACAUAUAGGAACCCCAACAACCCUAAUAAUAACCCUAUCGAUCUCAAGCAAGCACGAAAGGCCAGUCUCGCCGCCGCCGUGAUGGUCCACUCUAGCUGCCACGUCGUCGGGAUCUUAACGUCGCUGUUUCGCCGCGGCUACGAACGGAUCCCCCCGGAGGAAAAGGAGGAGGUCGAACAGGUGCAGACGCAGGAUGGAUGCAAAAGCGUGCUGUGCGAGGGGUGCAUGAAGGCGAUGGUGGAGUGCGAGGAAGAGCGGGAUGGGGAGGGUCCGGAGGGGUGCGGCGACCGGCUCAUGGCCAGGUGCAGGCUCCAGAUCCGGAGCGGGACGAGCUUCGCCUGCUGGAAGGAUUUGCACGACGCCUCCUACAUGUACACCCUAGCCGGAAGCUGGAGGAAAGCGAUACAUGCAUACGGCGAGCUAGCUGCCUAUUCCCUCAGGAGAGGAAGCGAGCUGUCUGCGGGAUCCGCGCUUCUCCGUGCGGCGAAAUGCUAUGCCGAGAUCGAAGACAAAGGCGCCGAGGAAUUCGCCGCCAUGAAGCUCUCACUGGAGGAGGCGCUCGCGCUCUUCGCCAAGAACGGCGACCUGCGGCUGUGCGCCACCGCGUGCUCCGACCUAGCUGAGUUCCACAUGGAGCAUAACGACUUCCAGAAUGCACUGCUCUUCUACCAGCGAGCCGCCAAGUACCACGGCACCACCAACCGGCGCGCCAACCAGUUCUACAGCUUCAGAGCCCAGCUUGUCGCGUGUCUGCUGGCCAACGAAGAGGCGCUCCGCGCCAAUGGAGUGCUGCCGAUUCACGACUACAAACGGAAUUCCACCGCGGGGUACAUGAAGCCGAGCGAUCCUGAUUGGUCUCUUAUGCUGGACCAGCUGCUCGAUACGACCAGUAUAACACAUGACUAAAGCCUCCCAGCUGCGUUGUUUAUUCCCUUUUCUAUUAACUCGCAAAUACGAGGGCAGGGCAUCUCCUUUAGUGAGUUGAGUGUAUGCAUAUUUAUAUCCUCACUAGUGGCUGGGGCGCCAUCUUGUGACGUCUUUAAUGUAUCUGUAUGACAAUAGACUUCGUUUGACGAGAAGAUAGACGAGCGAUAGUUGCAUGUUGGUGGUU
Molecule: messenger RNA, 1160 nt
Organism: Triticum aestivum (bread wheat)
Lineage: Eukaryota; Viridiplantae; Streptophyta; Magnoliopsida; Poales; Poaceae
Exons: 3
Coding region: 131-955 (274 amino acids)
Biological process (GO): SNARE complex disassembly; intracellular protein transport
Cellular component (GO): vacuolar membrane; SNARE complex
Molecular function (GO): syntaxin binding; soluble NSF attachment protein activity
Source: RefSeq, a predicted model, not a curated record